Messenger RNA from Knipowitschia caucasica, 1617 nucleotides. Lineage: Eukaryota; Metazoa; Chordata; Actinopteri; Gobiiformes; Gobiidae. The record is from the annotation of a GenBank genome assembly.
AUGGCGCUUCCCCCACGCCCUGUGCCUCUGAGAGGCCCCGGGGGUGGUGUGGGGGCCUCCUGGUGUGUGUGGGUUUGCUUAAGGACGGGUGUGAUCCAGUUCCAGGGCCUUCUCCUGGUCCUGGUCCUGGUCUUGGUUCGGUCCACUGCAGAUCUGGCUCCCCCUUCACUCAAGGAAGCAGGUGGAGCAGGCUGGAGCUGGUGUCUCCUCACAUGGGACUUCUCUGGCGCCCUCUGCUGGCAGACGUGUGUCAUGGCGGGGGCCAGGGAGCGCGGCUCUCGACUCCAGAGGCCGUGGUCCGUGUACAGAGCCAGCACUUUGGAGCUGUCCAACGAGAUGCUGGGGCUGGCCCUGGCCGGAAACAGCCAAGACCCAGACGAGCCGGUGCUGGAGUUGGCUUUGGCCUGUUCGGACCUGGUGACCCCGGCCGUGGACCGCAAACCCAACACCUUCAUCGCCGUGAGCACCACCACCCCCCCCCAGGUGUUCUGGACCAAGCACAGCCAGACCGAGGUGAUGGAGGGCACCAAUAACCCGAGCUUCCUGAGCAGCGUGGCCUUCUUCCAGGACUCCAGCCUCAGCCAACACACUCAGAUCAAACUUGCUGUUUACGACGUCAAGGAGCGCUCCCAGGGCACGAUGUACAUGUUGGGCUCUGCACUGUUCCCGCUCAAAGAACUGCUGCAGGACCAGACGGGACAACUGCAACUGGAGCUCAGGUUGGGUGAGGUCGGGUGGAGUCGGGUGAGGUUGGUGAGUUGGGUGGGGUUGGGUGAGGUUGGGUGGGGUUGGGUGAGGUUGGGUGAGGUCGGGUGGAGUCGGGUGCAGGUUGGGUGGAGUCGGGUCGGGUGGAGUCGGGUGAGGUUGGGUGAGGUUGGGGUGCAGGUCGGGUGGAGAGGUUGGGUGGGGUCGGGUGAGGUUGGGUGGGGUUGGGUGGGGUUGGGUGAGGUUGGGUGGGGUCGGGUGGAGUCGGGUGAGGUCGGGUGGAGUCGGGUGAGGUCGGGUGGAGUCGGAUCGCCAGAGAACCAGCGAGUGGGCGUGGUCCUGGUGCGUCCGUGGGGGAGGGAGGAGCGGGUGGACUGGAGGCUGUCUGCGGGACACUUCAGGGAGAACACACGGACGGUGCUGCCCGUGGACCAGAGCCUCACCGAGUCUGUGGGAGCGCGCCUCAAGUACGCCUCUCUGGGCCACGACUCUCUGCUGCGUUCAGUGUUCGGAGGCACCAUGUCGCGCAUGUACCGUGUGCCGCGCACCAACGGCUCGCAGCUGCGCGUCCUGGAGCAGAUGGCGGAGAGCGCGCUGUCCCUGAACGUGCCUCGCCAGCUGCUCCGCCUGCUGCUGGAGGAGGACGCCACCAGAGUGAGUGAGCUGGAGCAGUUGGGGGAGCUGUCUCCGUGUUGGGAGAACCUCCGGAAGCAGAUCGUGUCCCACUUCCACAGCAACAUCCUGUCGUACCAGGAAGCCCAGGCCCAGCUCUGCUCCUACAGAGGUGACUCUGCUGUGCAUGGGAGGCGUGUUUAUAGACCUGCGUCACCUCCUACAGAGGUGACUCUGCUGUGCAUGGGAGGUGUGUUUAUAGACCUGCGUCACGUAAAGCCAGACGACUGUUCCAGAUAG